This is a messenger RNA of Physeter macrocephalus (sperm whale), 1794 nucleotides long. Its product is annotated as BTB/POZ domain-containing protein KCTD1. Bases 258 to 1031 code for a protein of 257 amino acids. The record is from RefSeq and is a predicted model, not a curated record. Gene Ontology annotation, cellular component: nucleus. Gene Ontology annotation, biological process: negative regulation of DNA-templated transcription; protein homooligomerization. NCBI's taxonomy places the organism in Eukaryota, Metazoa, Chordata, Mammalia, Artiodactyla, Physeteridae. Gene Ontology annotation, molecular function: transcription factor binding; transcription corepressor activity. The transcript has 5 exons.
ACUCAUUAACCUGCCUGCUCCGCUCCGCUCCGGGCGGCCCCAGACACAGGCUUCCCGAAGUAGCAUCCGCGGCCCACCGGGUGCUGCCGCCUCCCGGAACCCCCGGCUCCGGGGGGCAAUGAGGGGGCGGAGGAAGGGGCACUGCUCCUCGGGCAUUACUUAGAGAAGCGAGACCGCCCCUCCCUCCCGCCGGCCCUCCCUCUCUCUCUCUCGCCCGGGCCCGCGCGCCACUCCGCCAGAGGGACAGUCGGCCCAAUAUGUCAAGACCUCUGAUCACUAGAUCUCCUGCAUCUCCACUGAACAACCAAGGCAUUCCUACUCCAGCACAACUCACAAAAUCCAACGCACCCGUCCACAUCGACGUGGGCGGCCACAUGUACACCAGCAGCCUGGCCACCCUCACCAAAUACCCCGAAUCAAGAAUCGGAAGACUUUUUGAUGGUACAGAGCCCAUUGUUUUGGACAGUCUCAAACAGCACUAUUUCAUUGACAGAGAUGGACAGAUGUUCAGAUAUAUCUUGAAUUUUCUACGAACAUCAAAACUCCUCAUUCCUGAUGAUUUCAAGGACUACACUUUGUUAUAUGAAGAGGCAAAAUAUUUUCAGCUUCAGCCCAUGUUGUUGGAGAUGGAAAGAUGGAAACAGGACAGAGAAACCGGUCGCUUUUCAAGGCCCUGUGAGUGCCUCGUGGUACGUGUUGCCCCAGACCUCGGAGAAAGGAUCACGCUCAGCGGUGACAAAUCUUUGAUAGAAGAAGUGUUUCCAGAGAUCGGCGACGUGAUGUGUAACUCCGUCAAUGCAGGCUGGAAUCAUGACUCAACACACGUCAUCAGAUUUCCACUGAAUGGCUACUGUCACCUCAACUCAGUCCAGGUCCUCGAGAGGUUGCAGCAAAGAGGAUUUGAAAUCGUGGGCUCCUGUGGGGGAGGAGUGGACUCAUCUCAGUUCAGCGAAUACGUCCUGCGGCGGGAACUGAGGCGGACGCCCCGUGGACCCUCUGUCAUCCGGAUAAAGCAAGAGCCUCUGGACUAAGUGGACAUAUUUCUUAUGCAAAAAGGAGAAAACAUACACAACAAAUAAUGCAAACAAGAAAGGGACAUUUAUGUGCAGUUGGGACAGCAAACCAAGUCCUGGACCUAAAAUUGAAUAAAAGACACAUUUAUAUCCAAUAGAGACCACACCUGUAUUCAUAUGGGAACAAUUGGAAUAGUGAUAUCCUCAAGGUGUAAAAAAUAUAUAAAUAUAUAUAUAUAUAUGUCAAAAGGUAGGAAAUGCAAAAAAAGAAAAAAAGGUGGUAGCUACAGUUGGUGCUGUGAUGGCCGUGAAGUGUCCUGGGCCUCCCAAGGCCUCUGACCAAUAAACAAGCCAUGAGCAGUGAGGACGCAUCUCCUUACAGUUUCCAUUGCCAACAGCCAUCCAUUCUUUCUUUUUCCUUUGUCCUCCUUUUUCCUUUUUUAAAAAAACCAGAACACUUAGAAUCGCAUUUCUUUGCAUAUGGAAGUUUCAUGUCUCUCUUUAGACAGGGGACCGGGCAGGACUUCAAAAACAACGCUCAUGAGCACACGCUGCAUUCGAAAGACGUUAGACAUGAAAUUUUAAACGUAGUCUGUACAGAAGUCACACUUUUUUGUCCGCCUCACAGAUGUGAACAUGACUUUGUUUUUAAACCGAUCAGUUUUGCAAAGGGGCCAGAAUUAUUACUUGUUAGAGUUGCUCCAGUUUGAGUCUGCUGCUUUCCUACAAUUUUUCAAAUUUUAUAAUGUAUUAAAUACAAUAAACUCUGUUUAAAAAAUAA